UUAUUAACUGAGGUCUCUGUCAUUCGUCUUCGAGAGACCUUCGACACGGAGAGCGUCCCUCUGAAGAUCCCUUCGAAGUACUCCAAGCCGAGUCGUCCCUUCCCUUCCGACGGUUCGAUCAGGAGGGUUUUGGCGGAGUGCAGGGAGGUAACUUUCUUCAAACGACAAUGGCAGACGAUGAUUACAAUGAUGUAGACAUGGGUUAUGAGGAUGAGCCACCGGAGCCAGAGAUUGAGGAAGGAGCCGAGGAGGAUAUUGAGAAUAAUAAUAAUGAAGACAUUCCCGAUCAUAUUGGUCCUGAAGGUGAAGAAAAAGAGGAAGAAGAACAGGUUCAACGUGCCCGAAAGACUUCGAAAUAUAUGACUAAGUAUGAGCGUGCGAGAAUCUUGGGUACACGUGCCCUGCAGAUCAGCAUGAAUGCACCUGUGAUGGUUGAGUUGGAAGGUGAGACUGAUCCGCUUGAGAUAGCAAUGAAGGAGCUCCGGGAGCGCAAGAUACCAUUUACCAUCCGUCGUUACUUGCCUGAUGGAAGCUAUGAAGAUUGGGGAGUUGAUGAGCUAAUUGUGGAGGACUCCUGGAAGAGGCAAGUUGGAGGUGAUUGAUCAGUCUAUGCGUCACAUCUGGGUCGAAGGUUCUCGUAACCUUUUAAUUAGAUUUAGUAAUAUAUAAUGGUCUGUACAUUGGUGGUCUGUGGAUCCAGUCAUUCUGUGGUUUAACAUGGUCGCCAUUGUUUGACAAAUGGAUGUUAAAUAGUUUCAAUUCCUACAAAAUAGCAUCGCCCACUUGAUUGUGAAAUAGGCUAGGGAUUGUUAGGGGUGGUGAGGAAUGGAAGAACGACAUCCAAAGUCGGAAAAUGAUACUUCCAUUUCAACUCUUUUGAGCUUGAAUGUUUGAAAAUGGUAGACAGUGACCUAGUGGAAAAAAUGUCUUGAAAUGUUAUAUUCAAUCUAUAUGUGAUAUACAGCGAGGAUUAUUAUUCAGGUUAUAAA
Macadamia integrifolia is the source of this 989-nucleotide messenger RNA. Its product is annotated as DNA-directed RNA polymerases II, IV and V subunit 6A-like. Gene Ontology annotation, biological process: DNA-templated transcription. Bases 168 to 602 code for a protein of 144 amino acids. Gene Ontology annotation, cellular component: RNA polymerase I complex; nucleus; RNA polymerase III complex. The record is from RefSeq and is a predicted model, not a curated record. The transcript is spliced from 7 exons. Gene Ontology annotation, molecular function: DNA-directed RNA polymerase activity; DNA binding. Lineage: Eukaryota; Viridiplantae; Streptophyta; Magnoliopsida; Proteales; Proteaceae.